Molecule: messenger RNA, 952 nt
Organism: Salvia splendens (bonfire salvia)
Lineage: Eukaryota; Viridiplantae; Streptophyta; Magnoliopsida; Lamiales; Lamiaceae
Exons: 4
Coding region: 10-852 (280 amino acids)
Source: RefSeq, a predicted model, not a curated record
ACAAACAGCAUGUCAAGAAGAACGAAAUGGCAUCCAGCUCCGCCUACCCCCAAAAUCCUCCACUUCCCCCGCCGCCGUAGCCGCAAGCUCCGCCACGGCUUCGCGGCGGAGAAGUGGCUGUCCCAAGACAGAGAGCUCGCUUCCAACAAACAGAGGCUCAAAUUGGAGAGACCUCUCACACCAGGGAGAAUUGUAAGUAAAAGGAGUGCAGUUUUGGAGGAAGAGAUUCAAGGUUUAACUCACAAGUUGCACUUCAACUUGAGGAUCAAACCCAACACAAACAUUCUUAAACAGACCAGCCUUUCCGAUUCCACAAAUCAUGUAGAGGAAGAUGAAGCAAGGCGACAAGAGAACAAAUGCUCGGGGCGGUGCAAGGCCGUGGUGCUAAGGAUAGUGGAGCAGGUGAGGGCGGAGACAGAGCAAUGGUCCCAAAUGCAGACAAUGCUGGAACAAGUCCGAGGAGAGAUGGAAGAACUGCAGGCAUCCCGGGAUUACUGGGAAAAUCGAGCCUACACCUCCGAGUUCCAGAUUCAAUCCCUUCGCCAUUCAGUGGAGGAAUGGAAACAGAAAGCUGUUGACUACAAAAAGGAAGUUCAUGAACUUGAAAACAAAGUAGCUAUGAAGAUGGAAGCAGAGAAUGAUAAGAAAAGAGGAGUGCCGCUUCUUUCUUUAGCCAAACAGCUUGCCAAGGAGAAGAGGUCGUUUCUCAAGGAAAAGGCGAGUAGGCGACACUCGAGUAUCUCUGAUCGGUCACCGUUGAGGGAGAUUGGAAACUCGAGGCAAAACCAUAGAGCUGCAUUUGAUUAUCAUAGCCCGGAAAGAUCUAGAAUAAGAGAGAGCUUUAGAAAGUGACGGAGAGUUAGGCCAUAUUUGCAUGAUUCUAAGUUUGUUUAAGUUAUGGAGUACAGUUUUUUUUGGUCCAAGUAUCAAUAAAUUUAACCCCUCAUGUCCA